AUGAGAUUAAUUGCUAAUAUCCUCUCUAUCCAUUUUCCAGAAUGUAUUAUAUUAAACUCUUAAUCUAAUCAAUAUGAUACUAACGGAGAUAUUAAUUAAAUGGGUAAAAAGUUAGCCUAAGAAAUAAGAUAAUUUAUAGAAUCUUAAUUUAUAUUUUAUAAUAAAUAAUUAAAAAGGCUAAGCUUUAUUGGACAUUCUCUUGGAGGCGUAUUAAUUAGAGCUGCAUUAGUUUAUUUACAAGACUUAUCACAAUAUUUUUAUAUUUUUAUAACACUUUCUUCUCCACAUUUAGGAUUUUAGUUUAGUUAAAGUAAAUUAAUUGAUGCAGGAUUAUGGGUAUUAAAAAUAGUGAAAAAAGCACUUUCAUUAAAAUAAUUAUCUAUGACAGAUUAAACUAAUAUAUACGAUACCUUUAUUUAUUAGUUAUCAUGCUAAAAUACUAUUAGUUAAUUCUAACAUAUAAUUUUAGUUAGUUCUCCUUAAGAUUUAUAUGUACCAUAUUAUUCAGCUAGAAUGUAAUAUGUUGAAAAAUAAGAAGAAGAUUAAAAUCAAUAAAAAAUAUCUUUGUAAAUGUUAAAUAAUAUUUUCAAAAAUGUUUAAGUUUAAAGAAUACAUAGAAUUGAUGUUUCUUUCACUAUUUUAGGAAAAAAUAUUGAUAACUAUAUUGGUAAAACUGCUCAUAUUAUGUUUUUAGAUAAUUAAGAAUACUUAAAUAUAAUUUUUUCUCAUUUUAAAGAAUUAUUUAGUUGA
Molecule: messenger RNA, 750 nt
Organism: Ichthyophthirius multifiliis
Lineage: Eukaryota; Ciliophora; Oligohymenophorea; Hymenostomatida
Product: zw18 protein, putative
Exons: 4
Source: RefSeq, a predicted model, not a curated record